GACCAUAAUCUAACCUAAAUUGGCUCACAGUGCGUCAUAAUUAGUUAACGUCAUAUAAUAUUCGGAUGGGAUCUGUGUCAUGUAUUUCAGCGUACGCCACUGGUAAAAUAGGGUAAAAAUGAAGGGAACAAAAAUAGUGGGAAAUGAUAAGUUUAUAACCUAUAUGUUUAAACGUCUUGUCGCCUAUUAAUUAAAUAUAAGAAAUUUAAUAAUUUGAAUGUAUUGGCAUUGCCAAAAAGAUGAAAAUCCACUGUACUGUUUGCAUAGUAAAUCGGUGCUUGCCGAAUUUACCUGGCAAUCUAAGGAAAAAGCCGUGCAAGUCCACUCUUGCAUUAUGUAAACAUCCAAAUAGUGAAGAGUUUUGUUUUAUCCUGUUCUCUGGUCAGAACAAAAACGGCACCAAAUACCCGUUAAGAAACAAUAUCAAACAAGUCCUAACUCGGUUUGUUGCGGAAGGAAAGUGCACUAUUCAGAUCAAGAAACCAGAACACGAUUUAUGUAUACAAGGGGACCCCAUUCAGGUUAAAGGAUUUCUGCAUCUUGUGAAGCGAGCUUUGGAAGGAAAAGUGUCUCCUAAGGAACUUACAUUUUCCAGUAUGAACGUAAUGCCAGUUAAAGCCAAAGACAUCGCUCCCACAAAGUUGGUCAUUUCUAAAAGGUCUGAUUAUCCUACGAAAGGCUUCCCACGCACAUUGGAAACACUGUAUAUUAUAGACAUUCAACGCUGCAGUUUAGACAAAGGAAUUCUACAUUUGAACAAACUAAAGAUUCUCAAUUUAAGUAAUAAUCGAAUCGAGAACUUACCAGAAGAGCUGAACAAGCUUUCUAACUUAAGGGAGUUGAACAUAUCGCAUAACUUAUUAGGUAGAACGUCAGUUAAACAGUGGCAUUGGAUUGGAGGGUGUCUAUCAAAAAACUUAAACCUACUGGAUUUGAGCUACAACAAUCUUAGUUGUGUGCCAGAUCAACUGGUGAAGCUGUACAGUCUUCACACUCUACAUCUUAGUUAUAAUAACCUUGUGGCAUUACCUGUAGGAAUUGGGAGCUUAAAGCAAUUAAAAAUAUUUUCUGCGUCUAACAAUUCCCUCACCAUUUUACCGGGAACUAUUAAAAAAUUAAGAUUGCAAAGCAUUGAUAUAUCCGGAAAUAAGUUUGAACAAAGCAUAUCAAAUGCGGCUGGCAUUUUCCCUAAAACGCUGCAAGUUUGCUCAUUAAAGGAAUGUUCAGCUAAGAAAGUGUUAUGGGCAAGAAUUUCAUACCCAAAAGGUUCAAUUCCUCUGACUCUGGCUGACUACUUGGACUAUGCAAAGUAUUGCGUUUGUGGUAAAGCAUGUUUUACUGUCUUUUUUAGACAAACACAUAACUUGCUGCUGGCGAAUAUAUCGGAAACUGUUAACACUAGUGCAAAUGAAGCAGUUCAUGUUCCGAUUGACUGCUACUUUUGCAGCUUGAGAUGCUUCAGUUUAGCAUUCUACAGUAGGAAUCGGAAUCCCAUUGUCAGAUAGGACGCGGUUGAUUUUAGUUAAAAUUGUAUUGUUGAUAUUCUUCAUGUUACAAAAAUGCUGUUUGAUCUUUUAAUUUUAGUUACUACUUGUGAAAAAUAACAAGGACCAAAUUUAGUUUUUAAAAUGGUUUGAAAUCAGUUAUUGCAAGAAUACAACAAUGCUUUUAAUUAAAAUCAUGUUGAAUACAUUUUUUUGAAUACAAUUUUUGCAUUCAGGCAGAAUCAUCAAUGGAAACUGUGUGGGUUUGAUGAGGAUAAAGACCAAUGUUUCACAUUGGCCUACAUUUGUAUUGUAGGUACAUUGAAAGCAAAAAGUCUUUGCUGAAAGUAUGUACAUUUGGAAAAUGAAAAUUAGUUUAUUAUAUUUAUAUUUAUAUAUGCACGGGUUUUACUCCCAAGAUAUGUGCGAGUUGUGCUAAAAUAGGUCAAAUAGUUGUAUACAAUUUCUAUUAAAUCUGCUGGUUCUCUCAUUGUAAAUUUUAAUAUAAGUAUUUUUGAAUUUUUAAAAUCUUUUCGAUCUCAACCUAUAGGUAUUCCCUUCGAAUUAUAUGAGUUUCAGGUUUGAUAAUUUAAGGGAUAUACAAAUACAGUACAAAUGCAAUAAAUAUUAAAAUGGGAAGAAGCUACUACACGAACUAAAUAAUCUUAUAAAAUAGUAAUAGGAUCUAACUGAAUGGUUUUUCUCCUAUCUCAAUUAUUUGUUAAUAAUUAAUAUCGGCUAAUAUUGUCGAAAAUUACUGGUAACGGAAUGCGUGACUUGUCAAAGAUGAUUGGACUUCAAAUCUCAAAAGCAAUGUGAACAUUUUAAUUAAGAAUGAAUAUUUCCGUGUCUCUGUAAUGACCACUAAGGGACUACAUGCGGUAUUAAGAAAUCUUCAUUGGCUUGUUGACUUCCGGACUCAUUCGCAGGCAAAUGGACAUCGAUUUCAGCUGAAGUGAGUUAUCCAACUAUGCAAAAAGUUAUUAAAUUUGACGAAGUUCUGGAGUUUAAGUUCAUGGGCCAACCUCUGUUAACGUAUAGCUCCGUCACUACCAAUCCACAGAACAAGGGCGUGAUGCAUCUUGAAAAUGGGUUUCUCAGAGUGGAUGAAGACCAGUGCACUCUGGCAUUUCUCACAGCUAUGAAUUUUGGACUUGCUUCUCUAGAAGAAGGUUACGUAAAAGGCAAUACAGUCGUUUUAGCCUCGGCAUGUUUAGGAAUUAUGAAAUUUGCUAAACAGAGCAUUUUAGCAAUUCAUCGAUGUUACAGACUCAACGAUAAAGGGGAAUUAGAGUAUACCCUGCUUAUGGAAACACCACAAACUCCUCUAACAUUGCACGUAGAAGCCGUUUAUCGCAAAGAAUGCACUGAGAGCGCAGACAAAAAAAUAUCAAAUAAUGAUAAAAAAAAAUAACUAGAUAAAGUCAAAAAAGAA
This is a messenger RNA of Dendroctonus ponderosae (mountain pine beetle), 2919 nucleotides long. It is a transcript of the gene Lrr47, whose product is annotated as leucine-rich repeat protein 1. The transcript is spliced from 5 exons. The coding region runs from base 240 to 1505 and encodes 421 amino acids. Gene Ontology annotation, molecular function: protein binding. Lineage: Eukaryota; Metazoa; Arthropoda; Insecta; Coleoptera; Curculionidae. The record is from RefSeq and is a predicted model, not a curated record.